Messenger RNA from Hevea brasiliensis (rubber tree), 3847 nucleotides. RefSeq names its product cellulose synthase-like protein D5. The coding region runs from base 222 to 3704 and encodes 1160 amino acids. Gene Ontology annotation, molecular function: cellulose synthase (UDP-forming) activity; mannan synthase activity. The record is from RefSeq and is a predicted model, not a curated record. NCBI's taxonomy places the organism in Eukaryota, Viridiplantae, Streptophyta, Magnoliopsida, Malpighiales, Euphorbiaceae. Gene Ontology annotation, cellular component: plasma membrane; trans-Golgi network. The transcript is spliced from 3 exons. Gene Ontology annotation, biological process: cellulose biosynthetic process; plant-type primary cell wall biogenesis.
CGCAGCCACACUGCACAAACUCCCUUAAGACUUCACUUCUUUCUUUUAUGAUUCUUCACUUGAAACAAUUUCUUACCUUCCUUUUGCUUCUUGAGGGCUUUCUUUAUUUUGGGUCUGUUUGUUUUUGUGUUUCUUUCAGUUCCUCUCCUCAUUUUUUCUUUCCUUUCGACGAAAAAAUUUCAUCUUUGAAUGCUCUUUGAGAGAGGGUAUUGCAAUAAAGAAUGGUGAAAACCGUCAACUCUCCAUCUUCUUCUCCGGUGACCAUAACGGUCUCAUCAGGUGGCAAAGGAGGAGGAAGUCGAAGCAUGGGAUUAACAAGUCCAGUACCAAGAGCUUCAAUAUCAAACAACCCAAAUUCCCCUCUCAGCAACAGCAAGAACCGGAUCUCAAGCGGAGGCAGAUACUCUUCAAUGUCUAAAGAUGAUACCACGGAGGAGAUCAACUCAGAAUUUGUCACAUAUACAGUUCAUAUACCUCCUACUCCAGACCACCAGCCAAUGUCAGUCUCACAGAACAGCCUCUCUGAACAUAUCAACAACGCUGGCAAGCCUGAGAGGAGUUUCAUUUCGGGCACUAUCUUCACUGGUGGUUUCAAUUCAGUGACGCGUGGUCAUGUCAUUGACUGCUCAAUGGAAGUAACCAAGUCACUGAAAUCAGGGCUUGUUUGUGGGAUGAAGGGUUGUGAUGAUAAAGCAAUUCAAGGAAAAUGCGAGUGUGGAUUCAAGAUUUGUAGAGAUUGUUAUUUAGAUUGUGUGGGGUCUAAUGGAGUGGGCCAUUGUCCUGGUUGCAAAGAACCAUAUAUGGAUGUUGAUGAAAAGGAUUUUGGUGAAGAUGAUGAAGCUAAAAGCGAAGAAGAAGACCAGGCAUUGCCGUUGCCUAGGUUGGAUAAGAGGCUUUCCCUUGUAAAGUCAUUCAAGGCAAUGAAUCAUCCCCCUGAUUUUGAUCACACGCGAUGGUUGUUUGAGACAAAGGGAACUUAUGGGUAUGGGAAUGCGGUAUGGCCUAAAGAUGGUUAUGGAGCUGGGUCAGGGGCAAAUGGAUUUGAACAUCCUCCAGAUUUUGGAGAGAGAAGUAGGAGGCCUUUGACUAGGAAGGUUGGGGUAUCCGCUGCAAUUCUUAGCCCAUACAGACUACUAAUUGCAAUACGACUGGCCGCCCUCGGUUUGUUUCUUACAUGGAGAAUCCGACAUCCUAAUCGCGAAGCAAUGUGGUUAUGGGGGAUGUCCAUAACUUGUGAGACCUGGUUUGCCAUUUCGUGGCUUCUUGAUCAGCUUCCUAAGCUCUGCCCUGUAAAUAGGGUGACUGACCUUUCUGUGCUGAAAGAUCGCUUCGAAUCCCCCAAUCUUCGAAACCCAAAAGGCCGAUCAGACCUUCCUGGCAUUGAUGUGUUUGUUUCAACAGCCGAUCCUGAGAAAGAACCCCCUCUGGUCACUGCAAACACCAUUCUUUCAAUCCUUGCAGUUGAUUAUCCGGUGGAAAAGCUCGCUUGCUACUUAUCGGAUGAUGGUGGAUCUCUUUUGACGUUUGAAGCUCUAGCUGAGACUGCUAGCUUUGCCAGAAUUUGGGUUCCUUUCUGCAGAAAACACAAUAUAGAACCAAGGAACCCUGAGGCUUAUUUCGGGCAGAAGCGUGAUUUCCUUAAGAACAAAGUGAGGCUUGACUUUGUUAGGGAAAGGAGAAGAGUGAAGAGAGAAUAUGAUGAAUUUAAGGUGAGGAUUAAUUCGUUGCCUGAAUCAAUAAGGAGAAGAUCAGAUGCUUACAACGCCCAUGAAGAGCUUCGAGCGAAGAAGAAACAGAUGGAAAUGGGUGGCAAUCCAUCAGAACCUAUUAAGGUACCAAAGGGUACUUGGAUGUCAGAUGGUUCCCAUUGGCCUGGGACUUGGGCUUCAGGAGAGACCGACCACUCAAGGGGGGACCAUGCUGGUAUAAUUCAGGCAAUGUUAGCCCCACCAAAUGCAGAACCUGUUUUGGGGGCAGAAGCAGAUGGGGAGAAUUUGAUCGACACAACAGAAGUUGACAUCAGAUUGCCAAUGCUGGUCUACGUGUCUCGUGAGAAGAGGCCAGGUUAUGAUCACAACAAGAAAGCUGGAGCUAUGAAUGCUCUAGUUAGAACUAGUGCAAUCAUGUCAAAUGGUCCAUUCAUUUUAAAUCUCGACUGUGAUCACUAUAUUUAUAACUCUCUGGCUUUGAGGGAGGGAAUGUGCUUUAUGCUUGAUAGAGGUGGUGACAGGAUCUGUUAUGUUCAAUUUCCACAAAGGUUUGAGGGGAUUGAUCCAAGUGAUCGCUAUGCUAACCACAACACGGUGUUCUUUGAUGUAAGCAUGAGAGCUCUUGAUGGGUUGCAGGGUCCAAUGUAUGUAGGAACGGGCUGCAUUUUCCGCAGAACGGCUCUGUAUGGGUUCGGUCCUCCUAGAACCACAGAACACCAUGGAUGGUUUGGCAGAAAGAAAAUCAAGUUGUUUUUGAGGAAACCCAAGACGACAAAGAAGGAUGAGAUGGAAUUUUCAAUCAACGGGGACCACAAUGAUGAUGAUGCAGAUAUUGAGUCUUUACUUUUACCAAAAAGGUUUGGAAACUCCACUUCUCUGGCUGCGUCUAUCCCCAUUGCAGAGUACCAGGGAAGGUUGCUUCAAGAUGUGCAAGGAAAGGGCAAUCAAGGAAGACCAGCAGGUUCCCUUGCUGUUCCUAGGGAGCCUUUGGAUGCUGCAACUGUUGCAGAGGCAAUUAGUGUUAUCUCUUGCUUCUAUGAGGACAAAACUGAGUGGGGCAAAAGGGUGGGAUGGAUCUAUGGUUCUGUGACAGAAGAUGUGGUGACUGGUUAUCGAAUGCACAAUCGAGGAUGGAGGUCUGUCUAUUGUGUAACCAAAAAGGAUGCAUUUCGUGGGACAGCUCCAAUUAAUCUAACAGACAGGCUUCACCAAGUCCUUCGAUGGGCAACUGGCUCAGUUGAAAUAUUUUUGUCAAGGAACAAUGCUCUAUUUGCUAGUCCCCGGAUGAAAUUCUUACAGAGGGUGGCAUAUUUCAACGUGGGAAUGUACCCUUUUACCUCUAUGUUUCUCAUAGUAUAUUGUGUUCUACCUGCGGUAUCUCUAUUUUCUGGUCAAUUCAUUGUCCAAUCUCUUAGCGUGACCUUCCUAGUGUUCUUGUUGGCCAUCACAAUUACCCUAUGCUUGCUUGCACUCCUGGAAAUCAAGUGGUCAGGAAUCACUCUCCAUGAUUGGUGGCGAAAUGAACAGUUUUGGUUGAUUGGGGGAACAAGUGCCCAUCCUGCAGCAGUACUGCAAGGACUGCUGAAAGUUAUAGCAGGAGUUGACAUCUCAUUCACAUUGACGUCUAAAUCUGCCACACCUGAUGAGGGAGAUGAUGAGUUUGCUGAGCUAUAUGUGGUAAAAUGGAGCUUCUUAAUGGUACCUCCAAUCACAAUAAUGAUGUUGAACCUGAUUGCAAUUGCAGUAGGAGUAGCAAGGACCAUGUAUAGUACUUAUCCACAAUGGAGCAAGCUUCUUGGAGGAGUGUUCUUCAGCUUCUGGGUAUUGUCCCAUCUAUACCCAUUUGCAAAAGGCUUAAUGGGAAGAAGGGGGAAGGUCCCAACCAUUGUCUAUGUCUGGUCCGGAUUGCUCUCCAUCAUCAUUUCUCUGCUCUGGGUGUACAUUAGUCCUCCUUCUGGAAGGGAAGAAGACUACAUGAAGUUUCACUUCCCUUGAUAUAUGAAGUUUCACCUCCUGGUUAUAUUAUAUAUGUAGGCAUGUGGGCUAUAUGUAACAGCAGCAGACAAAAUGUGAAGUUUCUCAACUUCAUCUUUGUAGUUUUACUUUACUCUGUAAUUGAUUUGAAUUCUGCACCUUCA